Mangifera indica (mango) is the source of this 1110-nucleotide messenger RNA. RefSeq names its product (DL)-glycerol-3-phosphatase 2. The record is from RefSeq and is a predicted model, not a curated record. Gene Ontology annotation, molecular function: sn-glycerol 3-phosphatase activity. The transcript has 6 exons. Lineage: Eukaryota; Viridiplantae; Streptophyta; Magnoliopsida; Sapindales; Anacardiaceae. Gene Ontology annotation, biological process: glycerol biosynthetic process. The coding region runs from base 162 to 869 and encodes 235 amino acids.
AAGGGAUCGAACAGAUCUGACCGUGGUGCUGGAAUCGGGUUCGCGUCAAUGCUCUGGCAUCUGGGAAUGAACAAGCGACGAAUAUAGAGUAGAGACCUUGAAUAAACCAAUCAACUGUUUUUUGAAGUACAGAAACGUCAGACCUGGAAACCCAAUUCUCAAUGGCAGCCGUUUCGGGCCCCAAACCAAUCACCCAUGUCAUCUUCGACAUGGACGGUCUCUUAUUGGAUACAGAGAAAUUCUACACUCAAGUCCAAGAGAUCAUACUUGCUAGAUACAAUAAAACUUUUGAUUGGUCUCUUAAGGCAAAAAUGAUGGGAAGGAAAGCAAUUGAAGCUGCUCGGGUCUUUGUUGAAGAGACUGGAAUUAGUGACUCACUUUCUGCAGAGGAUUUUCUUGUAGAAAGAGAAGAGAUGUUACGUACAUUGUUUCCAACAAGUGAGCUCAUGCCAGGGGCUAGCCAUUUGAUUAAACAUCUUCAUGCCAAAGGAAUACCAAUUUGCUUGGCAACAGGUUCUCACAGGCAGCAUUUUGAAUUGAAAACCCAGAGACACGGUGAGCUUUUCUCAUUAAUGCAUCAUUUUGUUCUUGGUGAUGAUCCAGAAGUUAAACAAGGCAAGCCAUCGCCAGAUAUAUUCCUUGCAGCAGCCAAGAGGUUUGAGGGUGGCCCGGUAGAGUCAGAUAAGAUAUUAGUGUUUGAGGAUGCACCCUCUGGAGUUCUUGCAGCUAAGAAUGCUGGGAUGUCUGCUGUUAUGGUUCCGGAUCCACAGCUGGACAAAUCUUACCAUGCUACCGCAGACCAAGUCCUGAACUCAUUAUUGGAUUUCAAUCCGAGUGAUUGGGGUUUGCCGCCAUUUGAAGAUGCAUAAAUGAAGAUUUUCCUAUUUAUAAAACAAACACCUGCAUCAUACAGAAUGCUAUAAUAUCAUUGAUCGAUUGAUAGAAGCUCUUAAUCGUUCAGUUUCCUGAGCAAAACUCCUUUAUUUUAUUAUGGAACUUCUGAUCCAAUUGCCAUUGUAGCAUGAAUGCAGUUCAUUCGGAGUAAGAUAUAUUAUAAUUAAAUGAGAAAAAAAGAAAAAAACUUAGAAUGAACAAGUUACUUUAAUUCCA